UUACUGACACCGAGGUGAUUCCAAUCUACGGUAAUGGAGAUGGAGAUGAUGGUGGGAGCAAUAAAGCCAAGCGUGAGGAUUGUGGUAUUCGUUUACCUCCAAGGCCUAAUGCAAAGAGAGUUGAAAGCAUUCGUCAAAAGAUUAUAAACCGUGGCAACCCUUUUAUCCCUGGUCCUGAGACGCUCGAGCAUAUUAGGAGGACUAUUGAUUCUAUAGGAGGAUUACAAGCUUUAGCUCAAGGUGAUGAGUUUGGUUUGACUAAUAUUGUAACCAGUAGAGGAGGAGGAGGUAACAAUAACAACCGUGUGGUGAGAAAUCAACAGAAUAAUUUGAGGUUGUUGUCACCGUUUACUUCUUUCCCGGGUCUUGUUGUAGAUAGCAGCUCGGAGAUGCCACCACCAGCACCAACCUCUGAUGAUGCUUUUGAUGUUGAUAGUUUUGUUGAUACAACAACAGCUAGUUUGAGGACAAACCGUCGUAGGUCUUCACGUAUUGCUGAGAUUGGUCCUUCACCUGCAUUACGAGGCUCUUCUUCUCUUCGUAGGAACCAAAGUAGUAAUACUGCAGGUUCAUCAUCUUCACCUAGAGAUUUUGCUGUUCCUGGGUUUGUUAAUUCUAGUGAAGUGGUUGUUACUUCAGCUUCAUCGUCUAGGAGAAGAACUGAAGAUGUAAACAAUGGACCUCGGACCAGGUCAUCUAGAAGGAGACUAAGCUAA
Messenger RNA from Eruca vesicaria subsp. sativa (arugula), 716 nucleotides. NCBI's taxonomy places the organism in Eukaryota, Viridiplantae, Streptophyta, Magnoliopsida, Brassicales, Brassicaceae. The record is from the annotation of a GenBank genome assembly.